This is a messenger RNA of Erigeron canadensis, 3439 nucleotides long. RefSeq lists its product as uncharacterized. The coding region runs from base 124 to 2925 and encodes 933 amino acids. The transcript has 8 exons. Gene Ontology annotation, cellular component: nucleus. Lineage: Eukaryota; Viridiplantae; Streptophyta; Magnoliopsida; Asterales; Asteraceae. The record is from RefSeq and is a predicted model, not a curated record. Gene Ontology annotation, molecular function: zinc ion binding.
CCACUCACACUCACUCACAAAAUCAGAUACAUAUACACAAACCUAUACAUACAUAUAAAAAUAAAAAUAAAAAUAAAAAUACAUAGAUGUAUAGUAAGUGAGUUUUUGUGUGAAGCAAAUGAAAUGAGAGAAGAAGGAAUAAGCUCGUCGUCGGCAGACCCAAUUCUGUUCCGCAAUUCUCCCCCCACUCCCGCUGCCAGUUCUGCGGGGGCAUCAUCACCUGCUAUUGCCACUAAUGCUGGCAGCACAAAUUGGUUGGGUCAUGGGAAGGGGUCAAAAGUAGGUUCUCUAUCUCGAAUGGGUUCACAACCAAUGUGGAUUUCUGUGAGUACUAGUGUCGGUGGUUCAGCUCAUGGCUCAUCUCAGUCUUCAUGUAGACCUUGGGAAAGGGGUGAUCUUCUAAGGCGAUUGUCUACAUUUAAGCCUGCUAAUUGGUUCGGGAAGCCUAAGGCUGCUGGUUCGCUUGCCUGUGCAAGAAGAGGAUGGGUAAAUGCAGAUAUUGAUAAAAUUGAAUGCGAGUCGUGUGGAGCCACCCUCAAGUAUGUUGCACCAGAGUCAUGGACUCCCAUAGAAGGUGAUAAUGUCGGAGAAGAAUCUGCUAAUCAGCUUGACGAAGGACACAAAGUCAGUUGCCCUUGGAGGGGAAACAGCUGUGCUGAAAGCUUGGUGCAGUUCCCUCCUACUCCUCCAUCAGCACUAAUAGGCGGUUAUAAAGACCGUUGUGACGGAUUGUUUCAAUUUCUCUUUCUUCCGGUUGUGUCUGCUUCAACCGUUGAACAGAUGAGAGUCUCUAGAGGCCCAGAAAUUGACCGGUUUCUGAUUCAGUCAUAUACUUUUGCCACUGGGGAAUCUGGGUAUAAGGCAGACAUUGCAACCAGUUCGGAGAUAAACAGAGAAGAAGUGCUAUGCGUAUAUUCACGAGCCCAGAAAUUGAUUAGCCUUUGUGGAUGGGAGCCAAUAUGGCUUCCAAAUGUUCAAGACUGUGAAGAGAAUUCUGCUCAAUCAGCUAGAAAUGGCUGUUCUUUCAGUCCCAUUAGAGAUUAUGCCACUCCAGAAGCUCGACUUCCUAACAAAAAAGCAUUAUCUGCUUCAACUAAAAAAGGUCCCGUAAAGAUUGAACAAUUACCGAGAUCUCCUUUGCUCGACUGUAGUUUAUGUGGGGCCACGGUCAGAAUUUUGGACUUCUUGACAGUUAAUCGUCCUGCUCGUUUUGCUCCUAAUAUUAAUGAUGUUCCCGAAACAAGCAAAAAAAUGGCCCUAACUCGCGGAGCAAGUGCAGCCAGUGGAAUUAAUGGAUGGGGUGCCACUGAUGGCAUGGAGAAAGACCAAAAUGAUCUUGAUGAAGCAGCAACCACAGGGGAGGGAAAAUCGAUGUCAAAUAUGGGGGUAGAUUUAGAUCUUACAAUGGGCGGUGGAUUUUCUGGUGGAAAUAUUCUUAAAAGUGCGAUGCAUGUACAAUACCAAGAUGCAAAUAUAGGGAAAGAUCUUGUUAUCGGGCAGCCUGCCAGUAGUGAAGUUGGUGACCGGGCAGUAUCGUAUGAGUCCCGAGGUCCCAGUACCCGGAAGCGGAACUUGGAUGAAGGUGGGAGCACAGUUGACAGGCCACCACACGUUAUGAUGCAAGCAGAUAGUGUUGAAGGUGUUGUCAUUGACCGUGAUGGAGAUGAAGUGAAUGAUAGCAAACAGUCAUCUGGUCCUUCUAAUUCUAAACGUCCUUGUGAGCGUGAGUCUCAAGUUUUUGAAUCACGUAGAAGAGAUUCAUCUGGUGCAGGUCCGAGCCAGACUUUAUAUUUUGAUAUUGAACGAGAUGCUCCAUUUCAUCCAUCCACCUUAGAUUCAGCGCGCGCUUCCUCUGUUAUUGCAAUGGAUACUAUUUAUAAUGGGGAAGAUGAUGAUUCAAUGGAAAGCGUUGAAAAUCAUCCUGUAGAUGUCGAUGAGACCAAUUAUCCAUCUGUGUCAGCAUUCAAGAGUCCUGAUCUAAAUGAGGUGUCUGAUUUGAACUUUAGUAAUCAAGCUCAACAGAGUAUCUGUCCUGCUUCGGUUCGGGCCCCUGGUGAGGCUGGGCUUAGCAGUACCAAUGAUGAUGAAGUAUUAAAUACUGAUACCACCACCGGUCAACGGAGGGAGGGACUUAGUCUUGCUAUCAGUGGAGGAAGUGUUGGAAUGGUUGCUAGUCAUGAAGCUGAGAUCCAUGGGGCUGAUGUUUCAGUUCAUAGGACAGAAAGUGUUGUUGGGGACAUGGAGCCAGUGGCUGAAGUGACGGAAAACCAAGGACAAAAUAGUGAAUUUGCUGCAGAUCCUGGGGUGAUGGGUGAUUUUGUUCCAGAAGAAAUGGAUCAAGAUUUGUUGUCGAGGUCAGUAGGAAGAGAGGACAGUGGGUCAAAAGUUGUGGGUUCAGCUAAGGCAGAAUCUGUUGAAAGUGGUGAGAAGACUAGUAACAUGAACAUGUUGGCCAAUGUGCACAGUACCAACCCAUCUUUAUCUUGCAAUGCGGUUUUAUGUUCUGGCAUUGAAGUAUCCAAGGAUGAGGUGACACAGGCAGGGAAGUCAUCUCCUACUGGUGAAUGUGGAUUCACAAGUUAUCCAGUUGCCAAUGGGAUAGAUCCACCAAAGGGUGAAAGUAAUUUUGAAGACCUGGUGGAAUUUGAUCCAAUCAAGCAUCAUAACUUUUUCUGUCCUUGGGUAAAUGGGAAUGUUGCUGCUGCUGGUGUUAGCAAAAGUGAUGGCUCCAGUUCCAGUGCUGCUGUUUUAGCUCUUUGUGGCUGGCAGCUGACCGUAGAUGCUUUGGAUGGCUUCCAAACUCUUGAUGCAAAUCAAACCGUUGAAUCCGAAUCUGCUGCUUCGUUGUUUAAGGAUGAACGUCAACUUUCUGGUCAAAAGCACAUGUCGCGACACUCUGUCAGCAGAAGCCGUGGGCAGAAUUGAAAUCAUCACCGUUCAAUUUGCAUUGCAGUAUGCUUGUUUCCUGUGGUCUCCAUCAAGUGUUCCCAAAUGUGCAGCUGCUUCAAGAAGUUUAAAAACAGCCAUUUUCAUGGAGACCUAGUAUGUGUCUGAACCCUCAUAACAGUGAAUCAAAUGGUUGAUAUUACCCUUUUCUUCAGUUCAACUUUAUUUUCUUCCCUUGUUGCUUAUAGCAUUCUAUCAUAACGCGUUAAUUGAAACGCCUUAGACUUGUAGAUAGAUAUGGAUUCUUUUAUAGAUAAGAUAAUGAUGUUGUAAGACGCUAGAGAUACAUGCAUUAUCUUUUUGAUGGCAGCUACAUAUAGAAAUCGUUUCAAUAGUGAGUUCAUUAGUUUUUUAUGUUCAUUCAUUAUACCUGUUCCCCCAGACUUUGUAAUAAACAAUGGAACUGAUGCAUAGAACUGGAUAAACCCAGAACAUGAAUCCUUUGGUGAUGAAUUUGUCAUUGAAUUCCAUCUCUUGAAUCGGUAUUAAUGAA